This is a messenger RNA of Empidonax traillii (willow flycatcher), 1257 nucleotides long. RefSeq names its product SET domain-containing protein 4-like. Bases 121 to 1257 code for a protein of 378 amino acids. Gene Ontology annotation, molecular function: transcription coactivator activity; protein binding; histone H3K4 methyltransferase activity. Lineage: Eukaryota; Metazoa; Chordata; Aves; Passeriformes; Tyrannidae. The record is from RefSeq and is a predicted model, not a curated record. Gene Ontology annotation, biological process: peptidyl-lysine monomethylation; peptidyl-lysine dimethylation; positive regulation of transcription by RNA polymerase II. The transcript has 9 exons.
UUUUUAGUCAACUGCAGUCACAAGCUGGAAUACAUUAAACUUAAGAAGUGGCUAAAAGACAGAGGAUUUGAAGACAGCAUUUUAAGACCAGCAGAGUUCAGAGAGACAGGAAGAGGACUGAUGGCAACAAAAGCUCUUCAGGCAGGGAAUCUCAUCAUUUCGCUGCCUGAGAGGUGUUUGCUCACCACAAGCACUGUCCUUAGCAGCUGCCUGGGAGGAUACAUUAAGAACUGGAAGCCUCCUGUAUCUCCUCUGAUGGCGCUGUGCACUUUUUUAAUAGCAGAGAAACACGCUGGCCACAAAUCCCCCUGGAAGCCCUACCUGGAUGUUUUACCCGAGGCUUACACUUGCCCUGUUGGUUGGGAGCAGCACGUGGUGAAUCUCCUCCCAGAACCUUUAAGGAGGAAGGCUCAGGAGCAGAGAACAACCAUCCAUGAGCUCUAUUUGUCUUCCAAGGGUUUUUUCUCCUCCCUGCAGCCUUUGUUUGCUGAGGACACGGGAAGCAUUUUUACCUGCAGUGCUCUGGAGUGGGCUUGGUGCACUGUUAACACCAGGACAAUCUACAUGAAGCAGCCCCAGAGGGAGUGUUUUUCUCUGGAGCCAGAUGUUUAUGCACUGGCACCGUAUUUAGACCUGCUAAACCACAGCCCAAAUGUUCAGGUAAAGGCUGCAUUUAAUGAGCAGACAAAGAGCUAUGAAAUUCGGGCAACUUCACAGUGCAAGAAAUAUGGAGAAGUUUUUAUCAACUAUGGACCUCAUGAUAACCAGAGGCUGCUCCUGGAAUAUGGAUUUGUGGCCAGGGAUAACCCUCACAGCAGCGUUUAUGUCUCAUCAGAUACUCUCCUCAAAUAUCUUCCACCACUGGACAAGCAAAGAAAGGCAAAACUAUCCAUUCUAAAGGAUCAUGAUUUCCUGGAAAACCUGACCUUUGGCUGGGAUGGACCAUCGUGGAGACUCCUCACAGCCCUCAAGUUGUUAAGCCUUGGAGCAGAUGAAUUUGCCUGCUGGAGGAGGACACUGCUUGGGGACGUCAUUUCAGCCGGAAACCAAGAGCAGACCUGGAAAAUAACAACCCAAAUAUGCCAUUUCUUAAUAGAGGAGACUCAGGGUAUCCUUCUCCAGAUUUCCCAGCUGAGAAGGAGCACAGAGAACAUCUCCUCCCAGUUGGCUCUGGUGGAAAAGCUGCACUUGGAGGGGCUGAAGAUUCUCCAGAACUCAGCUGAGCUUCUUUGCACCCAGGACAUGGGCACAGCCUGA